GAUAGACCAAAUUAUAAGCAAUUUGUAUGCCAAUGAACCAGCUAGCAGAUGAAGAUGAUUCACCUGGCGAUUGACAGAUGGAUUUCGCCCAGUGUAUGAUGAAUAGAAAACCACGUGAAGCGACCCUGACAUUGAUCGUAAAUCAGCCCCCCGCCGCCAUGGCGAAUUCAACAGCUGCUUUCGGACGAAACGAGCCCCCAAAUAAAAUGUGGAGAGCGCUCUAUUGAUAAGUCUGUAUCACUCUCGCUGUCAGCUGAUUCGCCGCUGGAGAUCUCGGGCGUCAGAAAAUAUAAUAUAAUGCCCGCUCCGGGGCAGAAGAAGAAACGGCAAAAGCGCCAGCGUUUCGCGUUCGCGCCGCAUUUGAACUUCAAACGCGAGAAAAGUAGCACAGUGCGGAUAGAUACGCGGAUGCGUGGCGAUUAAACGGCGAAGCGUGGAAAAUAACAAAUUUUGAUUAUGUUUUUAACGUAAGAGCGACUGGCAAAGCCGAAACGAUUCGAUCUGACAGACCAUCUGCAGAAGCCGAUCGUGACAAUGGAAUAUUCUGCAUGAAAACAACUCGCAACUCGGAUAAACAGUCUUGAAAUAAAUAUUGAAAAAUACCUGGAAAUUAACAUGGCAAGCAGAGUGUUUCAAAGAGGGGCGGCGAAAUGUUUUUGGCUGUUUUGCCUGCUCUCCAUAAGACUGAGCCUCGGAGUCACGGACGAGGGCCAUGAGACGAGCACUCUGCCGGCCACCAUCGCCACCAGAAGCAUUCCCAGGCCCGCCGCUCCGAGCAGCUGCUUGGACUGGUCAUCUGCUCCGGAGGCGGCGGCCGGAAACUGCUCGAGGCCCUCCCGAAAUGGACCUCUAAAGUGCUAUGGCGGCAUGAACAACCUGGCGGCUCUGAACCACUCUGGAAAGUUGAGCAGAGGGCAGCCCGCGCUGGAGAUGCUCCUCUGCGGCUGGCCCAAGGAUGGCUUCAACCAUCUGAGGGACCUCCAAAAGCUGCCCCGCCUUCGAUCCCUGACCAUCGAAUACAGCGGCUUCACCGAGUUCAAGUUCGACUUCCCUGAAAUGUCGGAUCUGCAGACCAUCAACAUAUCGUGGACGAAUCUCACAUACAUCUCAUCCCGGACCUUCAAGCGAGUGCAUCCCCUCAAGGUUUUGGACCUGCGAUGGAACCAGCUCAUCCAACUGGAUGGUCCCUUGCUGCUACCCCGCAAUUUCGAGCAACUCUAUCUGGCGGGGAAUCCGUGGAACUGCACGAGGAACUUCAAGUGGAUGCUCUUGCAGCCGGAGAAGGGGAGACUGGUGGUGGAUCGGGAUGAGCUUAUAUGCAUGGAUCGGAAGUACAAGGAGCGCCAGAUGCUCAUAGUGAUGCAUUAUAAAUUGGAGCUGAAGAAGCAGUGCCAGUCCCACGAGGAUCUGAGGAACUGCAGCUGCCUGAUGCACCACAUCUUGCCCAAGACUCACAUUCCCCUCUAUACGGUCAACUGCUCCCAUCUGCAGUUCCAUCGCCUGCCUGCGUUUUUGCCAGAAAACACCACCACCCUAGUCAUCAAUGAUAAUAUGAUCACCGACAUAAACCCUCUCCGGGACAAUCCGCACUACCGCCACGUGGUGGACAUGCAGCUGGAGAACAACCAGAUCUCCAACGUGGACAACCUGGAGGACACCUUUUGGCUGCAGAACUUCCGGCUGCUCAACCUGCGCGGCAACAAUCUCCGCAAGCUGCACGUCUACGCCUUCGACAAUGCUCUCGACGAAAACGAGAACGCCAACCUGCUGCUGCUCAGCCGGAAUCCCUGGCACUGCACCUGCAAGUUUGGCAGCCGGAUGCGAGAGCUGCUGACCAAGUACAAGGAUCUCGUGCGGGACGCCUGGAACGUGAGCUGCACCUACCGCCUGGACGACGACCAGCUGCUGGCCAAGGUGCUGACCCUCAGCAGGCAGGAGAUGUGCAACAUUAGCGUGGAGAGUGACUCCCACAUCCACCCCAUCGACUGGCUGAACGGAGUCCUGGCCAGCCUCAUUCUCCUCAUCCUGGGCAAGCUUGCCUACGAUUACUACUACUACAAGUAUUACGGUCGAGUUCCUUGGAUUGUGAUGAAAAUGCCUUAGUCUUAGCCUUAAUCUUAGAUCGCAGAGAGUUAAACUCGAAAGUAUUU
Molecule: messenger RNA, 2150 nt
Organism: Drosophila biarmipes
Lineage: Eukaryota; Metazoa; Arthropoda; Insecta; Diptera; Drosophilidae
Gene: swi2
Product: protein singed wings 2
Exons: 5
Coding region: 616-2103 (495 amino acids)
Cellular component (GO): plasma membrane
Source: RefSeq, a predicted model, not a curated record